Messenger RNA from Phodopus roborovskii (desert hamster), 4792 nucleotides. Its product is annotated as cytokine receptor common subunit beta. The coding region runs from base 487 to 3150 and encodes 887 amino acids. Lineage: Eukaryota; Metazoa; Chordata; Mammalia; Rodentia; Cricetidae. Gene Ontology annotation, biological process: cytokine-mediated signaling pathway. The transcript has 16 exons. The record is from RefSeq and is a predicted model, not a curated record. Gene Ontology annotation, molecular function: protein binding; cytokine receptor activity. Gene Ontology annotation, cellular component: membrane; external side of plasma membrane.
GCUCAUUCCUGGGCUGAGACUUGAAGUGUACAUGAGCUGCCCAGGAGGCAGAGGGUGCAAGGUUCCCUGGCAGAAAUAAUGUCGUGUGUAUUAUCAGAGACUCAUGUCCGCAAUUCUGAGAAACAGGCGAGCUGCUUGUGAAAGGGCACUGGUGCUUCCUCAUUCUGCUGUCUGUUUCCUCCCGACGUGGCACAAAUAAAUAGGAAGCGCCUAGGGCUUGCUGCUACUUGGAGGCUCCCGAAGGAGGCUGCCUGUGCCCAAUGCAGAGAGAACCUACAUGGUGCCCUGGACAGUGAUCCUGCCUUGAUUGUGCCCUAAUCUUUGCACACCCACCUUGGUCAGAGCAUUCUGGGGUGAAAUAACACUUGUUCCAGUCAAGAUGUCCACUGACUAUCUAGCCAGACAGCAACACAGAACCCCAGGACAAUGAGGACAGCACCCUGCUCAUAGCUGCAGCCCACCUGGGCAGCCACCUGAAGCCCCAGAAUGGACCGGCAGAUGGCACUGACCUGGGGGAUGCUCUCCAUGGCCCUGCUGGCUCUCUGCUGGGGACCUGAUGUGACACAGGCACAAGAAACGGUCCCUGUGCAGACUCUGCAGUGCUACAAUGACUACACCCAACGAAUCAUCUGCAGCUGGGCGGACGUGGAAGAUGCCCAGGGCCUCAUUAACAUGACCCUCUACCACAAGCUAGAAAAGGACUAUCCAGUGUCCUGUGAACUCAGUGAAGGCCUAUUGUGGUCAGAUUGCCCGUCCCCACACCGCUGUGUGCCCAGAAGAUGUGUCAUCCCCUACACAAGUUUCAGCAUUGCAGAUGAAGACUUCUACUCAUUCCAGCCAGAUCGGGAUGUGGGCAUCCAGCUCCUGGUUCCAUUGGCCCAGCAUGUGCGGCCCCCACCUCCCAAGGACAUCAACAUCAGCCCCUCUGGGGACCACUUCAUGCUGAAGUGGAGCGUGCCCCUUAAGGAUGCCCAGAUCCCCUGGCUGUCACAAGAGGACUUACAGUUUGAGGUGUCUUACAAACGUCUUCAGGACUCCUGGGAGGAUGCCCCCAGCCUUCACACCAGCAACUUGUGGGCCGCUCUGGAGCCAAAGCUGUUCCUACCCAGCAACAUCUACGUGGCCCGUGUGCGCACUCGGCUGUCCCCAGGCUCAAGCUUUUCUGGAAGGCCCAGCACAUGGAGCCCUGAGGUGCAGUGGGACUCCCAGCCAGGGGACCAGGCCAAGCCUCAGAACCUACAGUGCUUCUUCGAUGGCACGCGGUUCCUCAACUGCUCCUGGGAGGUGAGGACCCAGAUGGCUGGCUCUGUUUCCUUUGGGCUGUUCUACCGCUCCAGCCCAGCGGCACCGGAGAAGGAGUGCUCCCCAGUGGUGGAGGAGCUGCAGGAUAGCCUCUGUACCCGCUACCACUGCAGUCUCCCCGUGUCCAACCCCAGUGCACACAGCCAGUACACAGUCUCUGUUCAGCCUCGGAAACAAGGGAAGUUCAUCAAGAGCUCUAGACACAUCCAGAUGGACCCUCCAGCUCUCAAUGUGACCAAGGAUGGAGACAGCUACAACCUACGUUGGGAAACUAAGAAAAUGGCCUAUCCUCACAUUGAGCACAAAUUCCAGGUCCAGUUCAAGAGGAAACCGGAGAGCUGGGAGGACAUCAAGACAGAAAACCUAGAUCGAGCCCACAGCAUGGUCUUGCCACUGCUGUUGCCGUCCACCACAUACGUGGCCAGGGUGAGGGUCAAGACCCUCCCUGACUACUAUGGAAUCUGGAGUGAGUGGAGCAAAGAGUGCACCUGGACCACCGAUUGGGUGAUGCCCACAUGGGGCAUGGUCAUCAUCCUGGUCCUCCUCAUCCUCAUCUUGCUUCUGGCCUUCCGCUUUGGCUGUGUCUAUGGGUACAGGCUGUGCAGGAAGUGGAAAGAGAAAAUCCCCAACCCCAGCAAGAGCCUCCUGUUCCAGGACGGAGGUAAAGGACUCUGGUCUCACAGCAGCAUGGCGACCUUUCCCACUAAGGACCGUACUCUCCAGGGGCCACAGAGCAACCUGGCGUCAUGUGCACAUUCGGGGGACAGUGAAGUGUCACCUCUCACCAUAGAGGACCCUAAAAUUGUCCGAGAUCCACCUGACACAACUCCAGCCGCCUCAUCCGCACCCAUGGAGCAGACUUCCAACGCCCAGCGAGACCCACCAACCCCUUCAGGCAGACCUGAGACCCAGACACCCAGCUUUGACUUCAAUGGUCCCUACCUGGGGCCUCUCCAGACCCACUCCCUGCCUGACCUUCCAGGCCAGCUGGUGCACCCCCAGAUGGGUGGGAGCCCAAAGCCAGCACUGCCAGGCUCCCUGGAGUACCUGUGCCUGCCUCCUGGGGGACAAGUGCAGUUGGUUCCACUGUCCCAGGCCAUGGGUCAGGGACAGAAUGUGGAUGUGGAGUGUGAGUCUAGCCUGGGGACCACAGAGAGCCCUUCCAUGGAACCGAGGGACAGCCCUUCACUUGAGCUGAGUGUGGAGGAACAAGGGCCAAAGGACAAUCCAGUGACUCUGCCCAUAAGCUCUGGGGGCCCUGAGGACCCUGUGGUGGCCUCUGGUUAUGUCACCCCUGCAGAUCUGGUGCUCACCCUGCCCGCAGCGUCCCUGCCUGUCUCUCUGGGCUCCACUCUAGGGUUCCCCUCAGCUCAGGGCCCCGGUCUCUGUCUCAAGCUGCCUGGGGUCCCUCCUGGAAGCCCAGCUCUUCCAGCACCAGAAGCUGAUGACUAUGUGGAGCUCCCUCCAAGCAUGAGCCAGCCCCGCAGGUCCCCUCUGGGCCAUCCUGUCCCUCCUGUGCCAAGCAGCCUCACAGUGAGGCUAGGAGAGCAGAGGGAGGAGGUAGCCCCAGCAUCCCCACACCCCGAAGGUCUCCUUGUUCUUCAGCAGGUGGGGGACUACUGCUUCCUCCCUGGCCUGGGGCCUGGCUCCCUCUCUCCACAUAGCAAACCACCUUCUCCAGGCCUGUGUCCUGAGACUGUGGACCUAGACCAGGAUCUGUCUGUCAAGAAGCCUCCUUGCCAGCCCAUGCCCCAGGUGCCAGCCAUUCAGUUUUUCAAGUCCCUGAAGCACCAGGACUAUCUGUCACUGCCCCCUUGGGACACCAGCCAGCCUAGGAAGGUGUGCUGAGGUCACUCCCUGCCAGUCUCACCAGCAGCCCUGCAUCUCAGCCUGUAGAUCUCAGCCUGACAUCGCCACUGGAGCCCAGAGGCUCCCUGGGUGAGAUGCAGUCUUCUCUGCUCUCAGCCCUGACCUUCAGCAAUACCUACCCCAACUCCAGUUUCCUGGCUGUGGUAGGAUCUCACCUCCCUCCCUCUGACUUGUUGCGGUAGGGAUGGGACCAGAGAGGCCUCCCGGGGUGAGACCUGCAUGGUCUGUUUAGGGUUUAAGGGCUGCCAUGGGCUGUUUGUCCCCCUCAGGCACCAAUAUAUGGCACAGUUCUGGCUCAGUGCGGAGGUAGGAGGCUCUAGUGGAUACCUUGGGGGCCAGACUUGGAGAACAGGUCAGCUCACGUCACCCCAAGAAUGUGUGUGGUCCUCUAUGACUGUCUGAAGCUCCUGGGUAGACCCGAGGGUCCUUUCAAGGAGACUGGGGCCCUCAUUAUGUAGAGAAGUCACAGAUAUGGGCAAUGCUGGCUAGUGGCCAUAGUUGUGGCCAGGCUGGAGGGGUGGAAAGCAAUAGGGGAGGCUGGACUUCAAGACCUCAUGGUGUCAACUGCAGAAAAGCCAGGGUAUAAAUCCCUCGAAGGACAUGGGCAUGGUGACCACACAGGACAGCCCAUCCAAAGACUCAGUCUGUACAUCAGGGCUGCUCUCCCCUCAGAAUGCCUGUGCACCUGUGGCUCCCUCUGGCCUCUGGUGUGGGCCUGCUGUGGGAUUGUGGUACUAGGGAAUUACUACCCUGUUGACACUGCAGGCACAAUGGCAUUACAUCAUUCCAUCUCACUUACAUUAUUUCCUCGAGGUCAGGUUUGCACAUAACUUCUGUACACAUCCCGAGUAUGGGCUUUUUUGUGUUGUUGCUGGGGAGGAGGGCUCGGGGGCUGAGCCCAUGAACGAUUUUGUCCCUCAUAGUGUCAUCGUUUUCAGAUAAGCCUGCACAGCUGUCUCCACGUGGCCUUUUGUGGGGCACACACGUCUCCGUUCAAUGUGCCCUCUCCUAGUUGUGUGCAGGAGGCACAAUGGCACCUCAGCACUUACAUGUCUGCAUCGAGAGAGACCAGUUGCCGAGCUGAACCCCUCUUUGGGGCCACAUGUGCCUUCGUUUACAUUCUUUCUGGUUCUUUCCCCCUCUUGAGCUCUCACGGGAGGUUUUAACGUCUCUAGCACACAUGCUUACACUGUAGAGCUCUGUCUUUCUGUCUCCUGAGGACCUGGAGCCAGUGUCCACUGUGUCAGUUCUUCGCCCAUGCUCUCCAUCUGAAUCUGAAAGGCCCUUUUGUGACCCACCAAGUCCUCAGAUGGGCCUGGUCUGUCCCCGCAUCCUACCUCAUGGCCCCACUGCCUAGAUGGCAGCACGUCUGUGUUCACCCUUGCUUUUGACCUGUGGCAGGCAGAGCGAGUGCUCCUUAGUCCCAGUUACUGCAGCAAAGAAAACCACUGACAUCUUGAAUAUGUGUCAGUGGCAGAGUUUAUAAUAGCCUCUCAAUACAUUCUACCGUAGACUCUUCAGGGAAUUAAGCAAGAACGACCUCCAUGUGUUAAGACAUUGACUCCAAAGUGCAUUGAAAUAAAGGAACACUGUAAUAAAAUAUGUGUAACAUAUCACACAA